Asparagus officinalis (garden asparagus) is the source of this 1551-nucleotide messenger RNA. RefSeq names its product protein NRT1/ PTR FAMILY 4.2-like. The coding region runs from base 1 to 1551 and encodes 516 amino acids. The record is from RefSeq and is a predicted model, not a curated record. Lineage: Eukaryota; Viridiplantae; Streptophyta; Magnoliopsida; Asparagales; Asparagaceae. Gene Ontology annotation, cellular component: membrane. Gene Ontology annotation, biological process: transmembrane transport. Gene Ontology annotation, molecular function: transmembrane transporter activity. The transcript has 5 exons.
AUGUCCACCGUUCGUACUCUACUUGUAGUUGUUGCUGCUCAUCAUUGGCUCUUAUACCAGAUGGAUUUCAAAAUGCUUUUCUCCAUGGCUCUUUAUCUGAGACAGUAUAUAUGCAACUGCCUCCAGGGUCCAAUAUUCCUCCUGGACACGUAUGUCUCCUUCGUCGUGUUGUUUAUGGUCUCAAGUGGGCACCCCGUGCUUGGUUUGAGUGUUUUCGCGAUGUUGUGCUCAAGGCAGGCUUUAUGGAGAGUUAUCAAGAUGCUUCUCUAUUUGUUCGCACUACAUCGUGUGGUGAUGAUGCUGGGUCUAAUCAUCGUAACCAUUCAAGCACGCACUCCAUCACUUCGACCAAUAUCCACCACUCAAACCCCAUCAAAAUCACAAGAAGCAAUGUUACACAUUGGACUUUAUGCCAUGGCCUUUGGAGUUGGAGGAAUUAUAGCAAAUUUACCGGCUCAUGGAGCUGACCAGUUCGACUCAUCGAAGAAGAACCUCAUUUCUAGCUACUUCAACUGGUUCUUCUUUUGCCUCUGCAGUGGAGGGAUGUUGGGUGUUACUUUCUUGGUUUGGAUUCAGGAGAACAAAGGAUGGGUUUGGGGCUUAGCUUUCUCUACCGGUGCUUUGGCUAUUUCUUUAGUCGUUUUUGCUUCAGGGUUUACUUACUACAGGCAUAAAGUUCCCAGUGGGAGUCCUCUAACAAGUAUUUUUAAGGUUCUUGUGUACAGUGCUCGUAACUGGAAUGUUAAGGUGCAAGCUACAAAUACAGAAGGGCCUGCCAGAAAAUAUCAUUCUAAAUUCAGAUUCCUGGAGAAGGCGACCACUGAUGACCAUGUCACCCCUGCACAAGUCGACGAGGCGAAAUCCUUCUUCUCCCUCCUCCCAAUCUUCGCAAGCACAAUCCUCAUGAGCUGCUGCCUCGCUCAACUCCAGACCUUUUCAGUCCAACAAGGCAAAGCCAUGAACACCAAGCUCGCCAAGGGCUUCCACAUCCCUCCAGCAUCUCUAACCUCAAUCCCUCUCAUGGUCAUGCUCCUCUCCGUCCCCCUCUACGACUUGCUUUCCUCUCUAACCACAAAAAAACUCACUAAAAUAAACUUCGUCCUAAAACCACUAAAGAGGAUAGGCAUCGGUCUAAUCCUGGCAUCAGCAUCGAUGACUGUCGCUUCACUCGUUGAAAUCAAACGAAGAAAUGCAUCUGUGAACGGUACGCAAUUAAGCGUGUUCUGGCUCGGAUGGCAAUAUUUGCUUCUUGGUGUCUCUGACAUGUUUACUUUGGCUGGCAUGCUCGAGUUCUUCUACUCUGAGGCGCCAGACACUAUGAGGAGCAUGUGCACGUCGCUGUCUUGGUGCUCGACGUCCAUGGGGUAUUUCUUGAGCUCGGUGCUCGUGGAGAUUGUUGAGGAUCUGAGUUCAAGGUUCGGUUCUGAAGAGUGGCUUGGCGGGAAGAGUUUGAAUGAUGGUCGGUUGGAGCUGUUUUAUGGUUUGCUUGCGGUGCUGAACUUCGUCAACUUCUUGAACUAUGUAUUUUGGGCUAAGUGGUAUGAGGGUUAG